Messenger RNA from Raphanus sativus (radish), 1704 nucleotides. Its product is annotated as serine/threonine-protein kinase PCRK2. Gene Ontology annotation, biological process: protein phosphorylation. The transcript is spliced from 4 exons. NCBI's taxonomy places the organism in Eukaryota, Viridiplantae, Streptophyta, Magnoliopsida, Brassicales, Brassicaceae. Gene Ontology annotation, molecular function: ATP binding; protein kinase activity. The record is from RefSeq and is a predicted model, not a curated record. Bases 252 to 1493 code for a protein of 413 amino acids.
UUUACUUCUGCAGUCAGUAACUUUGACUUCCUUUCCAUCUGGGUCGUCGUCGUCGUAGACUACUAGUCGUCUUCUUCCAACUUUUAAUCCCGAAUUCAUAUCAUAAGACUUUAAUAUAGCUCCACGAUCCAAUUUUUAUUACUUAACUCCUUCGUUUCGCUAUUCAAUCUGUUCAACUUCCGAACAGAGGUUUUGUCUUUUUCUUUUUUUCGUACGCAAAGAUCUCAAAGUGUUUUGAUCUCUUUGCGAGAAUGAAGUGUUUCUUAUUCCCUCUUGGGGACAACAAGAAAGAAGAACAGAGGAGUCCUAAACCGGUUUCACCCCUCUCUGACCGUACUAAAUUCACCAAAACCGGUUUAGAUGGCUCUGGAACCAGCACGGUAUCAUCAUCAUCCAACCCUACCUUGCACUCCAGAGAGAAUAGCCUCAGAGAGUUCACAGUUGCUGAUCUCAGAUUAGUUACAAGGAAUUUCAGCCGCUCUGUUAUGAUAGGCGAAGGCGGUUUCGGUCGUGUCUACUGGGGAACAAUCAAGAGCUUACAAGACCCUUCCAAGAAAAUCGAAGUCGCCGUUAAGCAGCUUGGCAAGAGAGGGUUACAGGGUCAUAAAGAAUGGAUGACGGAAGUGAACUUUCUCGGGGUGGUUGAGCAUCCAAACUUGGUGAAACUGUUGGGUCAUUGUGCAGAAGACGAUGAUCGUGGAAUCCAAAGGCUUUUGGUUUAUGAAUAUAUGCCAAACCAAAGCGUUGAGUUCCAUCUAGCUCCACGUUCACCGACUGUGCUUACUUGGGACCUCAGGUUGAGAAUAGCACAAGACGCAGCUCGGGGGUUGACAUACCUCCACGAAGAAAUGGACUUUCAAAUAAUAUUUAGAGAUUUCAAGUCAUCCAACAUUCUACUAGACGAGGACUGGAAAGCAAAGCUUUCAGAUUUUGGUUUGGCUCGUUUAGGUCCUUCGCCAGGAUCAACUCAUGUUUCUACUGGUGUAGUAGGAACAAUGGGCUACGCAGCACCAGAAUAUAUCCAAACGGGUCGUCUAACAUCGAAGAGUGACGUGUGGGGUUAUGGAGUUUUCAUGUAUGAGCUCAUUACAGGAAGGAGGCCUCUAGACAAGAACAGGCCUAAAGGAGAGCAGAAGCUUUUAGAAUGGGUGAGACCUUACUUAACCGACACAAAGAGGUUUAGUCUCGUUAUAGACCCGAGGCUUGAAGGCAAAUACUCGAUUAAACACGUCCAGAAACUAGCAGUUGUAGCCAACCUUUGCCUUACUAGGAACUCAAAGGCACGUCCAAAGAUGAGUGAGGUGUUGGAGAUGGUGACAAAGAUUGUUGAAGAUUCUUCGUCUAGGAAUGGUGGUAAGAAGAGGCAGCUGGUCCCGUUGAGGAGUCUAGGACCGUCUAGCGACGUGGAAGAGAAGAAUAAGAAGGUUCUUGAUGGUGGCGAAGGAGGUUGGUUAGAUAAGUUAUGGAACCCAAAGAAUGUGAGAGCUUGUUGAUUGGCGUAGAGUUUAAUACAACUUUAUAAGUACAUUAUACCCUUUGCUGAUUUUCUGUAAUUCAACAAAUUCAAAUGUUGGGGUGGGGUUUUCGUAUUGAGCCUAGUAUAUAAACGAAGACAGAUGUAACUGAUUGUGUUUUGUCAGUGAUUUAAAAGUGAGUGUUAUUAGUAAAAUUUAUAACAAACUUUUUAUAGAGAUAUUUCAUUUA